CUAUCAACGUUUCUCCCAAAGAAUUUUACUAUCGCCAGCCAACGCUCACCUCCGGUGGGUAAUCCUUGCGCCGUCAGCUGCAAUCAAAAUCUGAUCUGCAUCAAUUUUCAAUCGAUCGAUAAAGCAAUCAGGGUUUCGGAGAAUAUUAUCAAGAAACGGAAAUGGACGACAGCUGUGCGGUUUGCGCUGACAAUUUGGAAUGGGUUGCCUACGGCGCUUGUGGUCAUCGGGAUGUUUGCUCCACGUGCGUCUCUCGUCUCCGCUUCAUAUGCAACGAUCGCCGCUGCUGCAUCUGCAAAACUGAAUCCAACGUCGUCUUCGUCACUAAGGCAUUAGGGGAUUAUACUAGGAUGAUAAAUGACUUCUCAGUGUUGCCAUCUGAUGCAAGAGAAGGACGAGUGGGUUCCUAUUGGUACCAUGAGGAUACACAAGCCUUUUUUGAUGACGUUGAUCACUACAGAAUGAUCAAGGCAAUGUGCAGGCUUUCAUGCAGUGUAUGUGACAAGAUGGAAGAGCAGGACAAUGAUGGGGCAAUACGGCGUGGGAAGUUUCGGAAUAUUGAACAGCUGAAAGGUCAUUUGUUUCAUCGACAUAAAUUGGUUAUGUGUAGCCUUUGUUUGGAAGGUCGGAAGGUAUUUAUCUGUGAACAAAAGCUGUAUACCAGAGCACAGUUAAAUCAACAUAUAAACACAGGUGAUUCUGAGGUGGAUGGAACUGAGAGUGAGAGAGGCGGCUUCAUGGGGCAUCCAAUGUGUGAAUUCUGCAGGACUCCAUUUUAUGGGGAUAAUGAGCUGUAUUCACACAUGUCUACAGAGCACUAUACAUGUCAUAUAUGCCAAAGGCAGCAUCCGGGACAAUAUGAAUAUUACAAGAAUUAUGAUGACCUUGAGCUUCAUUUCCGCCGAGAUCAUUACUUAUGUGAGGAUGAGGCUUGCCUUGCCAAAAAGUUUAUUGUUUUCCAGUCUGAAGCUGAACUGAAGAGGCAUAAUACCAUUGAACACGGAGGCCGCAUGUCUCGAGCACAACGUAGUGCUGCUUUACAAAUUCCAACAAGUUUCCGGUAUCGUCGAAGUAACGAAGAUAAUCGCCGUGGAAGGGGUCGAACAUUUCGGCGUGAAGCAUCUGAUAAUGACUAUGAACUUUCAAUGGCCAUUGAGGCAAGUUUGGGGAUGGCAAGUGAUCCUCCAGCAUCAUCGUCUACAGCACAGGCGGUCUCUCAUCACAGUGACACAAAUGAUUUUGAUCUGCUUGUUCAACCUUUUGAAUCGUUAUCUACAACAGAUGCUGAAACAUCUUCAAGAUAUCUUCAAGCAUUGGGUGCAAGCACUAGGGGUGGACCUUUGCAAGAAUCUUCUUUUCCUCCUCUUCCCAUGGCCCCCAGCACCAGUCAACAAAAGUCUAAUCAUAGCUCAGGUUUGCCUAAUAACACCAUGGCAGCACGUCUACGGCGCCAGAAGAAUGGGAAUAAAAGUGUUUUGAGUUCUGCUCAAGCAUGGCCAGCAGCAAGUCAUAGGACUGCGCAAGAAUCAAGUAGUUCACGUCAGGUUAGAUCAGCAGCAAGUGUUGCUGCUAUAACAUCACUUGCUAAUGGUAAUGGUAAUGUUAACAGGGCUGCACAGUUGGGUUAUGCCAGCUCCACUCAUGCACAGGUUCCAGCUCAGUCUCAGGCCCAGGCCCAGGCUCGACCCACAACAGCAGAUAUACUACUAUCAUCUGGUUCUCGGACAAGCUCAGCCAACAUGCAUAGGAUUAGCCACUCUUCAUCAGCUCCGAAUCUCCAUGAUGUUAGAUAUUCAGAACCAUCUGCGUCUGAUUUUCCUCCAGUUUCUGCCGCACAAAGGCACAAGCAAUCCUCAAGCAACCAGGUGCUGACACAUAUGGAAGAAGUUCGUUCAGCCAAUAAAUCUUUGGUGGAAAAGAUGCGAGCUGCUCUUCAAUAUGAUGAAGAAAAAUAUACUGCUUUUAAAGAGAUAUCUGGACAGUAUCGUCAGGGCUUAAUAGGCACAAACAGAUAUUUGGAUUAUGUACAACAGCAUGGCUUGUCACAUUUAGUACUUGAGCUGGCUAGACUCUGCCCUGAUGCUCAGAAGCAGAAAGAGCUAAUUGACACCUAUAAUGCUCGUUUACAAAGCAAUGGUCUGGAAGAGAAUGGUGGGGGCCAGGGCAGUGUGUGGUUGAAGGAGAAGGAUGCCUCUAAGAAAGGGAAAGGGAAGUCUGUCGAUGCUGCAGGCAGUAAAUCAAAGGAUAUUCUGGCAGAUAGUAUUCUGAGCAGUGUCCACAAAUUGCAGUCAAGUUAUAAGAUUUCUGAAGAAGAGGUGGAAGUGCUAUCGAAGGACGGUUACCGUCCUUCCAAAGGCAAAGCAAAGGUGAUGGUUGAGGAACAGCAGGUGCAACUAAAUUCAAGCAAUCAGCCAUCAAUAAAAAUCGGGGGCCAAAAUGAGUCCUUACAUGUGAAAGUUGGGUCAGGGGAUGGAAGUGGUGGCAUCAAGCAGCGAAAGAAAACUUCAAAAUUUCACCGAGUGCGGCUUGGAGAUGGUUCAAUGGCAUCACUACUCGAUCUCAAAAAUCCUGAGCCAGACCCUGAACCAUUGGAUGACAAGGAUGAUUGCAGUCAGAAUUCAACUGGAGCAUUGCCUAUACGGGGUGUUUGGAAGAAGGGAGCGAAAAAUCUCUUUUCAUGAUAGGUGAUAAUGCCAAAAUCUUACCAGAAGAUGGCGUUUGGCUUACCUUUUUUUUU
This is a messenger RNA of Hibiscus syriacus, 2737 nucleotides long. Its product is annotated as E3 ubiquitin-protein ligase hel2-like. The transcript is spliced from 8 exons. The record is from RefSeq and is a predicted model, not a curated record. Gene Ontology annotation, biological process: protein ubiquitination; rescue of stalled cytosolic ribosome. The coding region runs from base 162 to 2681 and encodes 839 amino acids. Gene Ontology annotation, molecular function: ribosome binding; ubiquitin protein ligase activity. Lineage: Eukaryota; Viridiplantae; Streptophyta; Magnoliopsida; Malvales; Malvaceae.